This is a messenger RNA of Lycium barbarum (goji berry), 1440 nucleotides long. Its product is annotated as probable arabinose 5-phosphate isomerase. The record is from RefSeq and is a predicted model, not a curated record. The transcript has 3 exons. Gene Ontology annotation, molecular function: carbohydrate derivative binding; isomerase activity. The coding region runs from base 149 to 1168 and encodes 339 amino acids. Lineage: Eukaryota; Viridiplantae; Streptophyta; Magnoliopsida; Solanales; Solanaceae. Gene Ontology annotation, biological process: carbohydrate metabolic process; carbohydrate derivative metabolic process.
UAUUCUUCUCAAUCCCCGCGUUAAACAGUAUCAACCGCUCACAUUCUCUCCCUUGUUCUUCUCUCUUUCACACAUUCACAGAAAUAAUACCUUUCAACAGAGAAAGUAAAGGAGAUAACAAAGGAAACAAAAUCAAGAAAACCAAAAAAUGGGGUCUCUUCCACCACCAUAUUUGGAUUUCUCAAAGCAAGAUUCAUCAAUUGACCCAGAUCAACUUCUUAAACUCUUCAAAUCCCAACAAAAUUACCUCAAUCAUUUCUUUCAAAAUCUUGAUCAUUCCCAAACUCUAACUUUCACCCAAACACUCCUUAAUGCCAAAGGUACAAUUUACUUUACAGGUGUUGGUAAAUCUGGAUUUGUAGCCCAGAAAAUCUCACAGACACUUGUUUCUUUGGGUAUCAAAUCUGGGUUUUUAUCUCCUGUUGAUGCAUUACAUGGAGACAUUGGCAUUUUAGAUCCUCAAGAUAUAUUGGUUAUGUUUAGCAAAAGUGGGAAUACAGAAGAAUUGUUAAAGCUUGUACCUUGUGCAAAGGCAAAAAGGGUGUUCUUGAUUUCUGUUACUUCUGUAAAGCCUAAUUCUUUGAUGGGUUUGUGUGAUCUGAAUGUGCAUUUGCCUUUAGAGAGAGAGUUAUGUCCGUUUGAUUUGGCACCUGUGACAUCUACAGCUAUUCAAAUGGUGUUUGGUGAUACGGUGGCGAUUGCUUUAAUGGGGGCGAGGAAUUUGAGCAAGGAAGAGUAUGCUGCUAAUCAUCCUGCUGGGAGGAUCGGGAAAAGCUUGAUCUUUAAGGUGAGAGAUGUGAUGAAGAAGAAAGAAGAACUUCCAAUUUGCAAGGAAGGAGAUCUUAUUAUGGAUCAACUAGUAGAGCUGACAAGCAAAGGAUGCGGGUGCCUCCUUGUUAUUGAUGAGGAGUUUCAUCUGCUAGGCACAUUCACCGAUGGUGAUUUACGUCGGACAUUGAAAGCCAGCGGCGAAGGAAUCUUCAAGCUUACAGUUGGAGAAAUGUGUAACAGGCAACCAAGGACAAUUUGUCCAGAUGCUAUGGCAGCUGAUGCAAUGCAGAAGAUGGAAUCUCCACCAUCUCCAGUCCAGUUCUUGCCAGUUAUUGAUCAAGAUAAUGUCUUGAUUGGUAUUGUUACGCUACAUGGACUGGUCUCAGCAGGCUUGUGAAGUUCUUGCCAUUAUCAUUAAUUCUUUUGUAUAUUGUUGGGUUUCUUACCCAUUUUCUUCAGCUGAUGUUAUUUAUUCCUGUAGCAAUGAUGAAUAUUAGUAAAAUAUUACAGCCACGUUAUUAGACGCAUAUAGAUUGGGCAUAGAGUUAAAGCCCUGUAUCCCCUCUUCAGGCCCUCCUCCUCUUACUGUUGUGUCUCUGAGUUUCGCAUUUGUACCUGUUACAACGAGAGAGCAUAUAUGAUAAUGAUGAUGAUCAUCUCAGUUCAUUA